Molecule: messenger RNA, 1615 nt
Organism: Microdochium trichocladiopsis
Lineage: Eukaryota; Fungi; Ascomycota; Sordariomycetes; Xylariales; Microdochiaceae
Product: uracil-5-carboxylate decarboxylase
Exons: 1
Coding region: 370-1512 (380 amino acids)
Biological process (GO): secondary metabolic process
Cellular component (GO): cytoplasm; cytosol
Molecular function (GO): hydrolase activity; carboxy-lyase activity
Source: RefSeq, a predicted model, not a curated record
GGGGUUAUCAGCGCCCUAGGACAUCCCGCUGUGACUACCUCGAGGUAGCUACGCACUUAUCGUGGGACAUUGAUCUCACCUGUGCUGAUACAUUGAUAAAACCUGGGGUCUGUAACUGGGUCGAGGCCUGCUCGUCCUCCCGUGGUCAAGUUGCAACAGGGAUCUCGGCCGCCGCUCUCCGCCGGACAAAGUCCCCCCCAAGCUCCUCAGGACAAGCACAUCUCGAGUUGCUCGAGAGUCUACGCACGAGCAUUGGUGCUUCACAGGCCGACACAUAUCACGUCCUCUAGAAUCAGAUCAUUCGAUUUCUGAAUCCAGCACCCUGCCCAACCACGCCACAGAGUCAGAGUCAGAAUCAGAAUCAGCACCAUGGCGUCCACAUCAUCAUCCAAGGUUGUGGACAUCCACACCCACAUGUACCCUCCAGCCUAUGUAGACAUCCUCACCUCGCGGGACACCAUCCCCUUGAUCCGCAAGUUUGAAGGCGUCAAGGAUCCUCGGUACAUCAUCCUCAAAGAUGAGCUCGAGGCUCUCGACAAGGCCGCCGCCGACGGCUCGGCGCCCUCACACCUGCCAGGCCGGCCUGUGACGUCGCACUACUCGUCCCUGGACCAAAAGAUCCAUUUCAUGGACACGCACAAGAUCGACAUCUCCGUCAUCUCCCUCGCCAACCCGUGGCUCGACUUUGUCGCCACAGAGGAGGCGAGCAGCACGGCAAAGUCUGUCAACCAAGAGUUCUCAGACAUGUGCGCCAAGCACCCGGGCCGGCUCUUUUUCUUUGCGACAUUGCCGUUGACGGCAACCCCAGAGGACCUGCUGGCGUCCAUCAGCCACAUAAAGGCUCUCAAGUACUGCAGAGGUGUCAUUCUCGGCACGAGUGGCCUGGGCAAGGGACUUGACGACCCGGCUCUACUGCCAGUCUUCCAGUCUCUGGCGGACAACAAGCUCACCAUCUUCCUGCACCCGCACUACGGCUUGCCCAGCGAGGUCUGGGGCCCUCGGUCGAGCGACGAGUACGGCCACGUCCUACCCCUGGCUCUGGGAUUCCCCAUGGAGACCACGAUAGCCGUGGCGCGCAUGUACCUGGCCGGCGUCUUUGACAAGGUGCCAGAGCUGCGCAUGCUCCUCGCCCACAGCGGCGGCACGCUGCCGUUCCUGGCCGGCAGGAUCGAGAGCUGCAUCGUCCAUGACGGGCACCUCGUGCGCGAGGGCAAGGUGACGCCCUCGCGCAGGACGAUAUGGCAGGUGCUCAAGGAGCAGGUCUACCUGGACGCCGUCAUCUACUCGGAAGUCGGGCUCAAGGCCGCGAUUGAUGCCAGUGGCGUGGACCGCCUGAUGUUUGGCACUGACCACCCGUUCUUCCCGCCGUUGACGAGCGACGAGCAGGGCGAGUGGGAGAGCAUGACCUGGAACAUGGAGGCAGUCAAGAAGGCGCUCGGAGACGGCUCCGAGGGCACAAAGGCUGUCAUGGGCGGGAAUGCAGUGUCCGUGCUGCGGCUGUAUGAGGAAUAGGCGCUGCAAUACAACUGCGUUAAACGUGUAUAUGUCAGAUGUAGGAGGAGAGCUUCGCAACGUGACUUGAUAUGCAGAGAGUGCGAAAGUGACAGCAACCAGC